UCAUGUAAUAAACCACCGGCCUUCUUAAAUACAAACACCUACACGUUACAUCCAAGCUUCAUAAAACAAAAUUCAAGACUCAGAAAACAAUAAGAUCACAAGUUGCACGCGAGCAAUCACUUCGUUUCAGCUCAUUCAGCUCUUCUCUCCAAGCUUGCUGACAGAAAGGAGCUUGGGCCUUUAGUGCGCUAUUGUUCCUUUAUUGAGAACAAGACCAUACAUGGGUUCAAUCUCUGAAUCUACUGAGGAGAAAAAACAAAGCAAGCCACUAGGGAUUCAAUUUAUAGAAUACACUACGAAAUCAAAGUUGUCAUUCAAAACCCACCAAGCCAUUGUCCUAAUUAUCACUUUUUUAGCAUAUGCGAGCUACCAUGCUACCAGGAAAACUACUAGCAUUGUGAAAACUGCCCUUGACCCCCAGUCUCCGGAAGCAAAUCUCUUGAGCUUCUCGUGGGGAAGUACUUAUGCACAAAAACCUUUUGAAAGCAAGAAAAAGUCGUGGAUUCUUGGGAAUGGAUGGGCCCCUUUUAAUGGAUCGGAUGGACCAAUACUACUUGGUGACCUUGAUGUGGCGUUUCUUUUUGUUUAUUCAACAGGAAUGUAUUUUUCUGGUCAUCUGGGCGAUAGAACGAAUCUUAGAUAUUUUCUGACAAUCGGAAUGGUGGGAACUGGUUUGUUUACAGCACUUUUUGGGGUUGGAUAUUGGUCAAAUAUCCAUAUGUUUUACUACUACUUAGUUGUCCAAAUGCUUGCCGGUUUGUUCCAGUCAACUGGAUGGCCUUCAGUAGUAGCAGUUGUAGGGAACUGGUUUGGGAAACGAAAGAGAGGACUUAUAAUGGGUAUUUGGAAUGCACAUACAUCCGUUGGGAACAUCACGGGAUCAUUAGUUGCUUCAGCUUUGUUGAAAUACGGCUGGGGAUGGUCAAUGGUGAUUCCAGGUCUCAUGAUUGCUAUCGUUGGUUUAAUGCUUUUCCUAUUGUUGCCUGUCAGUCCUGGGGAUGUUGGCCUCGAUAAGGAUCAAGAUGUAUUGCACUCUCCUAUUAAAGAUGAGGAGGGAGUAGCACAUCCUUUGUUGAAACCAGAAAGUGAAGAAGAAGAUAAAUCAGCCAUAGGGUUCCUAGAAGCAUGGAGGAUCCCUGGGGUCGCUCCAUUUGCUUUCUGUCUAUUCUUCUCAAAACUCGUGGCUUAUACAUUUCUAUACUGGCUGCCCUUCUACAUUAGCCAUACAGCUAUUGCCGGAAAGUACUUGUCUAAUGAAGCAGCUGGGAAUCUGUCUACAAUGUUUGAUGUUGGAGGUGUAGUUGGAGGAAUCCUGGCUGGGCACAUUUCUGAUCGCCUUGAUGCUAGAGCAAUAACAGCUGCAAGCUUUAUGUACUGUGCUAUUCCAGCUUUAUUCUUUUACCGCAGCUAUGGACACAUUUCCUUGGCUGUCAAUGUGAUUCUCAUGUUGAUCACCGGCAUGUUUGUCAAUGGACCAUAUGCUCUUAUAACAACAGCUGUGUCAGCUGAUUUAGGGACACAUAGUUCGCUGAAAGGAAACACGAGAGCACUUGCAACGGUCACAGCAAUCAUUGAUGGAACUGGCUCAAUAGGCGCUGCAAUUGGACCAUUGUUAACCGGUUACAUCUCUACCAACAGCUGGACUGCUGUUUUCACAAUGCUAAUGGUUGCUGCUCUCGUCUCUGGCUUAUUUCUAACCAAGCUUGUCGUGGCCGAGGUUGGUACAAAGAUACACGAGUUGAAUGGAUCACAGUCACCAAGAUCUCCUGCAGUAGCUGAAGUGUGAUCAAUAUUUAAUGUGUGCUUGUGCUAUAUAUCCAGAAAUUUGAAACUUUCAUGCUGGUUCACCAAAACUUCAGGCUCACUGCCACAGAUUCCAUCUAUCUGAGCUACUCAGACAUAGUACCCCCUUACAGCCAUUGUUGAUGUUUUUUUGUUGCUAAAUCUGGAAUUUUUUGCUGAAUGGCCAUUGUUAAUGUUCAGGUCAAAAUUUAGCAAAAUCUCGGGAUGAGCACGGGUCGAUACUGUACACGAACUAGACAUGAAAGUGAUUGUAAAAUAAAAGGAUAUAGUAGGGUGUGCGAGUUACCAUUGCCCUGUUACAGGAUACAAGUGAUGUAACCUUCAAUUAUUUAAUUUAAUUAUUUUUUUGGGCAAAAA
Molecule: messenger RNA, 2160 nt
Organism: Daucus carota subsp. sativus
Lineage: Eukaryota; Viridiplantae; Streptophyta; Magnoliopsida; Apiales; Apiaceae
Product: putative glycerol-3-phosphate transporter 1
Exons: 3
Coding region: 221-1786 (521 amino acids)
Biological process (GO): transmembrane transport; phosphate ion homeostasis
Cellular component (GO): membrane
Molecular function (GO): transmembrane transporter activity
Source: RefSeq, a predicted model, not a curated record